Messenger RNA from Strongyloides ratti, 834 nucleotides. Its product is annotated as Methylmalonic aciduria and homocystinuria type D protein, mitochondrial. Gene Ontology annotation, biological process: cobalamin metabolic process. The transcript has 3 exons. Bases 1 to 834 code for a protein of 277 amino acids. Lineage: Eukaryota; Metazoa; Nematoda; Chromadorea; Rhabditida; Strongyloididae. Gene Ontology annotation, cellular component: mitochondrion. The record is from RefSeq and is a predicted model, not a curated record.
AUGGCGUUGUCUUCAAGAACAAAUAUUGUUUGUAAAAAUCUUCGUCAAUGUUCAAAUAAAGCUUAUUCUACAGCCAUUAAUAUAUCAGGAAACGUUACAUUCUUUUAUGAAAAACCUAUAGAUAAAAAAAAAAAUGCAUUACUUGGACCUGAAUACGAGUAUCCAUUACUUGGUGACGUUAAGACAACCCUUCUAAAUAUGCAUCCAGAAGAACCAAAACCAAAAACAACAACUUUUGCCAAGGAACCAAUUCGCAGUGAUCUUGAGACUGUUCUUAAAGAUUUUUCUUUUCAAGUUACCAGAGAUGUUACUAAUAAUGGUCCAAAAUUUAUUGAAUUACUUCAACACGAUAAGAGAGAUGUUGAAUUAACAUUUAAUGAAUGCCCUAAAUUAUUGAAAAAAGAUUUACACAGAAUUUUUGUUGAUAGACAUUUUGCAGGUGUUGAUGUUAGUGUUAUCAACAUUUCUCAAAAAACUGAAAAUGAUAUGACUGCAUGGAAUCGUGACAUGGAGACUGAACGUGAUGCUCUUUGUGAAAGUUUUAUUAAUAGUGCAAAAGAUAUUUGCUCAAUUUUCCAUAAAGCUGGUUUUUGGGCUGAUUUUAUUGAACCAAGUUCUGGUAGACCAUAUUUUGGAUCAUUUACAAAUACUUGCUUCUUUGAAACAGAUGAAAGAUAUCGCGAUAUGGGAUUUAAAAUUGAAGAUUUGGGAUGUUGUUAUGUUAUCAGUCACAUGAAAUGGGGAACUCAUGUCUUUGUAGGAAGUAUUUUUACUGAUGCUCCUAAUGAUAGCAUGGUUAUGAAUGAAAUUAAAGAAGCUGUUAAAGAUAUCUAA